AUGACCACGUUUCCCUUGGUUGCUGCCUCUGAGCUGCCGCACGAGAAUGUGGAUCGGUCUCUUCGGGAGGUUUACAUUGGCGGCCUUUCCUGGGCUAGUGCCGACAAGGACGUGGUCAUUCCGGCCCUCGAAGCGGCCUUCCAGGAGCUGGAGGACUACCGCAAUCGCUACAAGGAUGUGAAGAGCCCCAUCAUUAAUGUCCACAUUCCACCGGCUCUGCCCUUCAAGCGAUCGAAGACUCAAAGCAGCUCUACCUUCGUCUUUGUCGAAUUCUACGAUCGACUGCUGGCUCGAACAGCCUUGCAGCUCAGCGGCCUUCGGAUUGGGGACCGCUCCGCGCGCAUCUGCCCUCCAAGUGCUGGUGUGGACUUGGCAGGCAGCGGGCUAGAUGUGGAGCCGCUUCGGUGCUCUGAGGCAAUCCCUUACUGCGCAGGACCGGGCGCGCAACUCCACUGCAACGUGUGGCUUGGGAACAUCCCGGCACGCCUCGGUCGCAAAGAGCAGCAGAAGAUGCUGAUUGCCGCGCCGGAUGCAGAAGUCGAGAAAGAUGGCUUCGUACAACAGAUAGAUGACGCCAUCCUGGCGCUGCCUGGAGUUCGGAUACGCUACCCGAACCUGGCCCGGGCAAUCCACGCUUUCAGGUUCAGUGAUUGCGGACGCUUCGGCUUCCUGGAA
Messenger RNA from Symbiodinium pilosum, 675 nucleotides. Lineage: Eukaryota; Dinophyceae; Suessiales; Symbiodiniaceae. The record is from the annotation of a GenBank genome assembly.